CCUGUGCUGUGUUGCCGUCAGUGUUUUUAUGUUUUGACACUUCUGCUAAUAUUCACAAAAGAACUAUUCAUAUUUAUUUAUAAUUGAAAAGAAGGACAAAAAUAUCAAAAACCAUAUUCUUGUGUCAAAUAAAAUCAGUUACAAUGCCGGCUUAUCAUUCCACUAUUAAAGAGUUUCCAUUAACAGUGGCAAACAUGGCUAUAUUGCCUAUUAAAACUCAGUUUAGAGGACCAGCCCCAGUGCAAACGAGUAAUGAUAACGAUAUCAUUGAUGAGUCACUUUACUUCUUCAAAGCCAAUGUUUUCUUUAGAACCUAUGAAAUUAAGUCUGAAGUCGAUCGCACAUUGAUCUACAUAACGCUUUAUAUUACGGAAUGUUUGAAAAAGUUACAACGCUGUGCCAACAAAAACCAAGGCCAACAGGAGAUGUAUAGUUUAGCCAUAUCGAAAUUCGAUAUUCCUGGCGAUCCAGGCUUUCCCUUGAAUGCUGUAUAUGGCAGACCGCAAACUGCCCAGGAGUCGGAUACAAUGAGGCAAUAUAUCCUACAACUGCGCCAUGAAACCGGCAACCGGGUACUGGAAAAAGUUUUCGGCGAAGAUGGCAAACCCAACAAAUGGUGGAUUUGCUUUGCCAAAAAGAAGUUUAUGGAAAAAUCAUUGUCUGGACCAGGACAAUAAGCAAAAGUAUUUUAGUUCUACAAUGACUUGACAGACUUCCAUUUAGUAAAAGAAGAGGGCAUUAUAACAUUACUGUAACUUGAACAUUUAAGCGAGUAUUUCUUUUCUUUGUAGUGUUAUUAAUAAAUGUUGACACAACAAAUUACGUUUUUAAACUAAAA
Stomoxys calcitrans (stable fly) is the source of this 838-nucleotide messenger RNA. It is a transcript of the gene Arpc3A, whose product is annotated as actin-related protein 2/3 complex subunit 3. Gene Ontology annotation, cellular component: cytoskeleton; Arp2/3 protein complex. Gene Ontology annotation, molecular function: actin filament binding. The coding region runs from base 144 to 677 and encodes 177 amino acids. The record is from RefSeq and is a predicted model, not a curated record. Gene Ontology annotation, biological process: Arp2/3 complex-mediated actin nucleation; regulation of actin filament polymerization. The transcript has 4 exons. Lineage: Eukaryota; Metazoa; Arthropoda; Insecta; Diptera; Muscidae.